Molecule: messenger RNA, 1359 nt
Organism: Culex pipiens pallens (northern house mosquito)
Lineage: Eukaryota; Metazoa; Arthropoda; Insecta; Diptera; Culicidae
Product: arrestin domain-containing protein 17-like
Exons: 3
Coding region: 217-1341 (374 amino acids)
Biological process (GO): protein transport
Cellular component (GO): cytoplasm
Source: RefSeq, a predicted model, not a curated record
GUUGUAUACAUUAAUUUCUUCGUCAUAUGCGUGCAACGUAGUUCAUUAAUGGUCCUACGGGUAUGCUUGUGUGCUGCGUACUAUGAGUAUUCGCGAGUGCCGAUCAUAACACAGUAUUGCCUUUGAUUUCCCUAGUGAGAUAAAAUGUUUGUCGAAACAAUCCGGCUGUCGAUUUAGAAGUAAAGUUUGUAUUCAGGGUGAACAGUUAGGAUCGCAAUGACCCACUGCCAAAUCAAGUUCGAUGACAAUCCUCAGGGAGUUUACCACAGCGGACAGACACUUUCCGGUUCUGUUGAGCUGCGGCUAGAUAAACCCAAAAAGCUUCGAGGUUUUAAACUAUUGAUACGAGGAGCUGCCGAAGUUCGCUGGACUGAACGGCAUGGUAAUAACAAGUCUACCACGUAUUACGGAACGGCAGAACUGUUGCGAUCGGAGAUCGAGUUGGUAAAUCAUAGAGGAGAGGAAACCGUCGAAUUACCACAAGGACUUCACGUCUACAACUUUGCAACGUUCAUCUCCCCAAUGCUUCCAACGUCCUACGAAAGUGAACAUGGACACAUUCGAUACACGGUGACCGCCACCAUCGAUCGUCCCUGGAAGUUUGACCAAUCCAGCAAGGCUGCCUUCACGGUGCUGAAAACUUUGGACCUCAACCUGGGCCCCUCUGCAGUACGACAGCCGUUCAAAGAGAAUCGCAUCAACACGUUCUGCUUUCGUACGGGAAGGCUUGAAAUCACCGUAGAAACACCAUACAAGGGAUACGUUCCAGGUCAAAGCAUUGAGGUGAAGACAAGUAUCAUAAACAUUGGCGAUAUCAAUAUCGAGUGCAUUUCAACCAAACUGUACCGGACCGUUAAGUACACAAGCGAUGGUGGGAAGACCAAAAUUGUGACAAAAUCAAUUGCAAAAUCCAAACUGCCAAUAUCUGAUAAAAGAAAACCAAAUCACACUCAGCAUGUCCUAGUUCCGUCCAUCGCACCGACUACCUCCUGCAGCGUACUAGAUGUGGCCUAUGAGCUAGUGGUCACCAUUGAACUCGCCUGGUGCUACAUCGACCCCCAAAUACGCAUCCCGCUCACCAUCGGCACCGUUCCAAUAUCACCCAAUCCAGUCGGAUGGACUAUGCCCGCAAACAUCCCCCAACCAAUCAGUCACCCUUCGGCUCCAGAAGCAGCUGUAGUGGCUGAAGUCGCGCCGAAUGUGCCAUUACUGCUGGAUCCACCGACUUAUGAAGAGGCCAUGCACGCACCACCGCCGGUUAACCUAAACGACUAUCCGCACGCGAUUGGCUUCGGGAAUUACGUUCCCAAGUAUCCGGUGUACCAGUUUGAAACGAAGUGAAGAGAAGAUUUCCCAUGA